AUGCCUCGAGUCAGCAGCGCGGCAAUAGCUUUCCUAGCCAUCACCCUCCUAGGUCGAGCGGAGGCAGGCCUCAUCGCCAAAGUACCUAGGACAGAGACACCCGAUGUACUUUCCUCCAGCCACAUCGCAGCACCCACCCAGACACCCAGCAUUCUCCCCGGGUACGAACCAAGAUCCACAAGUGGUCUCCCGUUAGGCGGCAUCUUCGUCGAGCCGGAUCCCAGCGACAGACCUUCCACCACACCCACUCUAUUCCCACCAACAUCAACCACCUCGCAGAUCUCAGAAGAAACGCCUUGUGAAGACCACAUGAAUUCUACUAUGACGCACGGCAUGAACCACAACAUGACACAUGCCAAAAUCCCCGAGACUACGCCCACGCCUACACUGGACGUGGACGCAGGCCUACAGCAGAAGUUCGUGCAAACGACGUACUGGGCCUGCGCAACGCUCGGGACAGAAGCACAUUGUGGCUGGCACGAGCCCAUUCUAGACGCGAGUUCUGGAGCACACAGUGCGAUAUCAAGCAGCAGUCUCGCUCUGCGAGCGGGCGGUAUUGCGCUUUUUGUUGUUGGGGGUGUUAUGCUUGGGCUCUGA
This is a messenger RNA of Xylaria bambusicola, 597 nucleotides long. RefSeq lists its product as uncharacterized. The record is from RefSeq and is a predicted model, not a curated record. NCBI's taxonomy places the organism in Eukaryota, Fungi, Ascomycota, Sordariomycetes, Xylariales, Xylariaceae. The transcript has a single exon. Bases 1 to 597 code for a protein of 198 amino acids.